This is a messenger RNA of Camelina sativa (false flax), 2054 nucleotides long. RefSeq names its product pentatricopeptide repeat-containing protein At4g38010. The record is from RefSeq and is a predicted model, not a curated record. Gene Ontology annotation, molecular function: RNA binding; protein binding. Gene Ontology annotation, biological process: RNA modification. NCBI's taxonomy places the organism in Eukaryota, Viridiplantae, Streptophyta, Magnoliopsida, Brassicales, Brassicaceae.
UCUAUCUUCGCUUCUUCUUCUUCGUCUAUGAAUCUACUAAUUUUGGUUCUUUCUGAGAAUCGAACUCGUGUUACGAAUGCAGAUUAACAGAGGAACCCAAUACGUGAUUGUUUGAUCACUAAUCAAUUUUGCGGCCAAGUUUUGUGAUGCAUUUAACGGAGAAAUCAGUUCUUCUGGAAUUGAUCAGCCGAUGCAGCACUCUUCGCGUUUUCAAACAGAUACAGACUCCAUUGGUUUCUCGUGAUCUCCUUCGCGAUGACUUAUUCGUCAACAAAGCCGUAACCUUUCUGGGCAAAUCCGCCGAUUUCGCAACUUACAGCUGUGUGAUUCUCCACAGUAUCCGUUCUGUGUUGACCUCGUUUCCAUACAACACGCUUUUAUCAAGCUACGCAGUCUGUGAUAAACCACGAGUAACGUUUCUUGUUUACAGAACGUUUGUGAGUAACGGGUUUACACCAGACAUGUUCACGUUUCCUCCAGUUUUCAAGGCUUGUGGGAAGUUUUCAGGGAUCGGAGAAGGGAAACAGAUUCAUGGAGUUGUCACGAAGAUGGGUUUUUCAGAUGACAUCUACGUGCAAAACUCGCUUGUUCAUUUGUAUGGAGUUUGCGGAGAUUCAGGGAGUGCAUGUAAAGUGUUCGAUGAAAUGCCUGUGAGAGAUGUAGUUUCGUGGACUGGUAUUAUAACUGGUUUCACGAGGACUGGGUUGUAUAAAGAAGCUUUAGAUACGUUUUCAAAGAUGGAUGUUGAGGCUAAUUUGGCUACUUAUGUUUGUGCUUUGAUCUCGAGUGGGAGGGUAGGGUGUUUAAGUUUAGGGCAAGGAAUCCAUGGUCUGAUUUUAAAAAGGGCGUCUUUGAUCAGCUUAGAGACUGGUAAUGCUCUUAUAGAUAUGUAUGUGAAAUGUGAGCAAUUGUCUGAUGCAAUGAGAGUUUUUGGUGAAUUGCAAAAGAAAGAUAAAGUUUCUUGGAAUAGUAUGAUUAGUGGGUUGGUUCAAUGCAAAAGGCCUAACGAGGCGAUUGAAUUGUUUUCUCGGAUGCAAAUGUCUUCGUGUAUAAAACCAGAUGGGCAUAUACUUACAAGUGUUCUCUCUGCAUGUGCUAUAUCAGGAGCUGUGGAUUACGGAAGAUGGGUUCAUGAGUAUGUUGUAAGCGCUGGUAUUAAAUGGGAUACACAUAUUGGAACCGCGAUUGUUGAUAUGUAUGCAAAAUGUGGUUACAUCGAAACAGCUUUGGAGGUUUUCAAGGGAAUUAGAAGUAAGAAUGUGUCUACUUGGAAUGCUCUGUUAGGUGGUUUAGCGAUCCAUGGACAUGGACAUGAAUCCCUUCAAUAUUUCGAAGAAAUGGUUAACCUCGGUUUUAAGCCGAACCAGGUAACUUUUCUUGCGGUUUUAAACGCUUGUUGCCACGCUGGUUUAGUCGAAGAAGGUAGAAGAUGUUUCCAUAAGAUGAAAACCAGAGAAUACAAUCUAUCUCCUAAGUUAGAGCAUUAUGGAUGCUUGAUUGAUUUACUCUGUAGAGCUGGAUUGCUAGAUGAAGCACUAGACAUCGUUAAAGCAAUGCCGGUUAAGCCAGAUGUGCGUAUAUGCGGAGCUAUUCUUAGUGCUUGUAAGAGUAGAGGAGCAUUAAUGGAACUUCCUAAAGAUAUAUUGGAUAGUUUUUUAGAUAUGGAGGUUGAAGAUAGUGGCGUGUAUGUGCUUCUGUCUAAUAUUUUUGCUGCUAAUAAAAGAUGGGAUGAUGUUUCGAGAAUCAGGAAGUUGAUGAAGGUAAAAGGUAUCUCGAAGGUUCCAGGAUCAAGUUCUAUAGAGAAGUUCAUAGCAUAGAACAAUGAUGAUGUAUGUAUGACAAUGAUCAUCAUUCAUCAUACAUAUGACUAAAUGAGAAUGUCAGAAUGUCUUACAUACAUAAGAGAGGAGUUCAUGAGUUUCUCGCAUGUCUCUGCCUAAAGCUGAACUUGUCCUCUUCUACUUCACGUUCCUCUCGCUUCUUCACCUUAUUAUUAUGUGUAUAUAAUAUUAUUAUAAUUAAUUAAUUAUAAUCUCUAUGCAGUUUACAUGGUA